This is a messenger RNA of Varroa destructor (honeybee mite), 4641 nucleotides long. RefSeq names its product RNA polymerase II subunit A C-terminal domain phosphatase Fcp1 (gene Fcp1). NCBI's taxonomy places the organism in Eukaryota, Metazoa, Arthropoda, Arachnida, Mesostigmata, Varroidae. Gene Ontology annotation, molecular function: RNA polymerase II CTD heptapeptide repeat phosphatase activity. Gene Ontology annotation, cellular component: nucleus. The record is from RefSeq and is a predicted model, not a curated record.
AAGGAAAUAUAAGUACCUAAAGUAUUCAAGAAUAUCCAUUAUAGAUAGUUGUGCGUUGUUGAUUCCAAGGAGGAACUAUGCUCGCUAAUAAGUAAUCGCAAACGUAAACAAAUAUUUGAAACCAGCAAAUUCACAUUACAUGACCUCGAGCUCUUUAGCCAUACUUGUGUUUUAGGUCUAUGCUAGUUCAACAUUUUUAAUAGCUCUGUCAGUGUGCCAGAUCUGUGUAAAGGAUAUGCAACAAGCGACUCAUCCGUUUUCGCACUCGUCAGUAUGCAAGUUGUGGAACUGAUACGCUUAUUUUUAGAGUGGAGGCACUAAGAGUAAGUGAAGUACAACGCUGACUGGAAUAUACUUAUGCGACAAUUCUGGACUUUCACCACUCGGAUCUUUUUUUCUUAAAGAUUUUGUAGAUAAAAAGGUGGGUCCUUGAUAUCGAUGGAGCCUGCGACAGCGUCCGUUGAACUGAACGGUGACAGGCUAUUUCUGAAAACUCAGGGUCCAAUCAAAGUCCUUCGUCUAAAAGUAAAACCAGAAUUCCGCUUAUACAAAGGAUUUUGCCUUCUGACAUUUGAAGAAAGCCAAGCCUUAACACCAAGUGGUCCUCGACCUCGAUCCCUUAACCUAAAAUGUCCAUUCGAGGGAAUUGUAUCGAGGGUUCUCGUUUCUGCGGGGGCCGUCAUCGAAAAUGGGUCAGUGUUAUUGGAACUGAAACGAUGUGCCCAUCCGAUCGUUAUGAAAGACCUAUGUGCAGAAUGCGGUGCAGAUCUCCGAGAGUUGGAAGCUGGCGAGGCAGGGGAUGCGUCCGUUUCGAUGAUUCACGCUAUUCCAGAGCUUCGAAUUAACGAACAGCUUUCACAGUCAAUUGGAAAGGCUGAUGAACAACGCCUUUUAGGCCUGCGAAAACUUGUUCUUUUGGUAGACUUGGACCAAACGCUCGUUCAUACGACAAGCGAAAUGAUCCAUCCAAAGUUAAAGGGAGUUGAACAUUUCACUUUACCGGGAAAUCGACAGCUGUGGUAUCACACGCGUAUACGGCCCGGUACGGAGCGCUUCCUUGAAAAGAUCUCUCGCCUCUUUGAAUUGCACAUUGUGACCUUUGGGGCGCGUCCUUACGCGCAUCACAUCGCGUCGCUUCUCGACAAACAAAAAAAAUACUUUCAAUUUCGAAUAUUGUCCCGCGACGAGUGCUUUCAUCCGGCAAGUAAGACAGCCAAUUUGCGUUCUUUGUUCCCCUGUGGCGAUCAACUUGUUGCAAUCAUCGACGAUCGGGAAGACGUCUGGAAUUUUGCUGCGAACUUGGUGACCGUCAAACCUUACGUGUUUUUUCGAGGGGCUGGCGAUAUAAAUGCCCCGAUCGGUGGAUUAGCUGAGUUCCAUUCCCUUCCACCAUCGGAUGGCGGCAGUUGUAGCGCCUUCCUUAGCCCCCGAAAUCCCGUCGUUAUUCAUUCUGAUCGCGAUGUGGUUGCCUGCUUGCGCGACCUUAUAGAACAUUCAUGCGCGCAGGUGGACGGGUUUGUAGAAUAUGAUGAUGCUGAUGACUACUUAUUGUACCUUGAAGAUAUCUUAACCACAAUCCAUCGCGCCUUUUUCGAGCUCUACGAGCAAAUGCAAAGCCAGCCGGGCAGCAGCGAUAGUAACACUGCGAGCAGUCAAGUGGGAAACGGAAGCUCGGGAGCCGCAGGUCGGCCAUCACGCAUCCCCGACCUGAAGACGGUGAUUCCAUACGUUCGACAGAAAGUUCUUAAGGAUGUUGUGCUGGUGUUUACUGGAUGCCUGCCGACAAACCAACGACCUGAAGUGGCAAAAAUAUAUCAAGUUGCCGUUGCUCUCGGUGCUCGUGUACACAAAGACCUCAGCAAAGAAGUUACCCACCUUGUGGCAGCCAGACCUGGAACAGCUAAGCUUGUACACGCACGCAAAUUACGAAAUAUUAAGGUUGUCGCAACGCAGUGGUUGUGGUGUUGUGCUGAGCGCUGGGAACAUGUAUCUGAAAAAUUAUUUCCUCUGAAAGAUGCAGCGCCAGAAGAGCCACUGAGCGGCCGACGCCGGAAUCGACUCGGACGACCUUUGGGACCUAUUCUUAGUCCCGAAGAGAGACAACAGGUUGAGCAAGAGGCGCGAGAAAUGUCCGAGCUGGACCGGCUCGCUGGUGAGCAACAGGCAGUGCUGCCUGAGUCAUUCGUACCGUCUUUGGCUAUUGGAUUAGAGGGACUUGCCGAGAUGGGUAAAGAGGUCGACGACGAGCUCGAUGAUGAUGAUGAUGAUGAUGACGAAAAUGUAGACGAUGCAGAUAGCAACAAGCAGGAUGAGGAUUCACGGCUCGUUACUCCACCGGCAAAGCGACGAAGGCAACAACAGGACGAAAAUGACGAAGAAGAAGAAGAUGCUCUUUAUGGCGAAGAUAAUUCCGCACCACGUGGUUGGGCCGGCAAAGACGAUGAUGGAGGUAUCGAAGAAGACUUCGGCGGCAGGCGAACACUCGACUGGCCCGAUCACGAAAACGGAGUCGACUUUGGUGAUGAGGAAUGGGACUCGGACGGCGAAAGUGUUGGAGAGGUUGACGAAGAGAUGGCUGCCGCCGUAGAAAGGGAACUUUUUUCCUAGUUACAUGCAAACGCACUACUCCAUCUAGCUACACAGUAAAAUAUAGUAGGCAAGUGCACCAGGAAUUGCAAUUAUUGCUGUCAUUUCGUUAUCCCUCUUCCUUAUCAACCACACUGUAAAAUACCCAUUGUUAGAAUCUAGCGACGCAUUAUUCAGCAUUGAGGCUUUUGAUGACCUAUGCUCGAGUGGUUAAGCCCUAAACCCUUUAAUUUAUAUACAUAUGUGCAGCAAAGGAAGCGAAUAGUCUAAUUGUAAAGCGUAAGUUACCACAAAUUAAAGACCUGUAUAUAUUCAAUUUUUACACGUAUUUACAUAAAUACGAAAUAGGACAUUGUUCUAUCUUUUUGGGGAAAUUCACACUAUUAAUGGAAAAACGUGCUAGAAUAGCCGUAGGUUAUUGAGCAAUAAAAGUAUUUACUCGUUAGAUACCUGUUUAACAUGUGCUUUAACUGUUGCUAAUCUCAACACAUUUUUUUGUACACGAUUAAGCUCAACUUGUAAGCUAAGCGUAGCCAUUUUAAAGCCUCAUUGGCAAGUAAUUUAACUAUUUACUAACCUAAUAAGCUUAUGUCGAAAGCAAGUGGCAAGUAAUAAGCAUGAAGUAUAACACGAAGUAAUUCGGUUCUAUUUUUCCACCAUUCAUCUGGAGGGCAGAUUGUGAGCGCUCUUUAGAGAAACCGAUGCGCCUUAAGGUAAAUGAACUAUUUUUUGUAGCCGAACAAUGCAUGCUAGUGUAUUUAUGUAAAAAUGUUGAAUUUGCCCCACUUCGUUGUUGCUUUCAAUAUAAGGUCAAACUUCCUACUCCAAACAAGCAGGUACACACAGAAGAUUAUUUCUAUUUGGUAAAGGUAUGGAAUAGUAUACAAAUACUUCAGGAUUCAACCAGAGGUCGAUAGACUGGCCAAUAGGGAUAGAAUUUGUCGAUGUAGACAUUGAGAUUACUCCUUAGUGCACAAUCCUUGUGUUUUUAUAGUUGUUUUUGUUCACAAAGCUAUGCAGUAAUGCAAUAGAACAUUGUAGUAAAUGAUAACUUCAACCGUUGGUCUAUAUACAGAGCGGUCAAUGCCUUCAGAGAACACCAGAAGAGAUGCGUCCAGCGAACUGCCAUCAGUUACAUAACGCUUUUAUAGAACAUAUCAGUGAUCCACCAUACGGAUAAGAGCAUACUGAAAAGGCUAUCCAAAAGUGCUAAUUCUAGAUAACCAUGCCGCACGUCAUGUAUCUCUUUAACGGAGAAAAAACGAAACUUAGCAGAAUGCGUUUUAAUUUAGACAUGUACUUAGUGCUGCGCGCUAACAAUCUUAAAGGACUCGACGCCCGGAUACUUGAGCAAAUCACUUGAUGAACAGUUUCUUUAUAACGAAGCUCUUCUUAUCAAUAAAUAAACCUUAAAUACAAAACUGAUGUUCAGCAUGUUGAAUGAUGAAUAAUACAACCAAUUUUAUUCAUUGAAUGAAGCAAAUCAAGUGUUCAUGUUCAAAAUGAUAUAUCUUAAUCUUAUACGCAUGCUGACGCGCAACUUUAUUAAUAACAAAAUAUCGAUAUUUUGAGAUCUAUGUCCAAUGUUUAUAACGUAGGACUGCAUUUUUUCUACAAUUUAAGUUAAAAACUCGAUAGAAUUUUCUUCGCAUCAGUUAUUUAGAGUAUGCUUUUCUAAACCGAGGCGAUCACGCAUUACUUAGCGCGAAGAUAUUGACGAUAAAUGCAACAUAAUUGAAAACAGCUUUCUUCGACUUUAUUAUACACUCAACACUACAAUAUCAUUGUGUUGUGAUUAGGUUUAUGAACAGAUCUGGUAUUGCUUAUUCCAAAAGCGUGAGAAACUCCGCAGUAUACCACACACACGCCCAGAUAUCAAGUGGUUCAGACUCGGGCUGUAAUUAAUAAAUUCAACAUAAUAUAUUUCGCACUGCAGUAGGUUCAAUCUUAAAAUGUUCGUCUCGAAAGCAUUUCAGGUUCACGCUCACUACCUAAGCCCUUGUUACUAUUUUCGCCCCCUCUGAUGAAGCUCAAGAAAGGCGCCAAUUAAGCAAA